AUGGUGUCAAAUGGCUACAAGCAGAGUAAUGACGAUCACACGUUAUUUGUAAAGAAAGUGGGGCAGCAUAUCACAAUGUUGAUUGUCUAUGUUGAUGACAUUGUGAUUACUGGAAGUGAUACUGAAGAAGUGAAGAGGUUGAAGAAGUACCUGGGAACUGAAUUUGAAGUGAAGGAUCUAGGGAAACUUAGAUGUUUCUUAGGAAUUGAGGUUGCCCACUCAGCUCGUGGCAUCUCUGUGUCCCAACGGAAAUAUACCCUUGAUCUGCUCAAUGAAACGGGAAUGCUAGGAUGUAAGCCUGCAGACACACCACUAGAGCCUAAUACUCAUCUGAAGAGAAAGGAAGGAGAUCCAGUCGAUAAAGGCAGCUACCAGAGACUUGUUGGUCGCUUGAUAUACUUAUCUCAUACCCGACCUGAUAUAGCAUUUGCCGUAAGCUUGGUUAGUCAAUACAUGCAUGAUCCUCACUCUUCUCAUUUAGAGGCUACCUACAGAAUCUUGAGGUACUUAAAGUCUUCACUUGGAAAAGGAAUUUUAUACUUUCCUCACAACCAUACUCUAGUUGAAGCAUAUACAAAUGCUGACUGGGCUGGUUGCCCUGACGACAGGAGAUAUAUAUAG
Messenger RNA from Telopea speciosissima, 621 nucleotides. RefSeq lists its product as uncharacterized. The coding region runs from base 1 to 621 and encodes 206 amino acids. NCBI's taxonomy places the organism in Eukaryota, Viridiplantae, Streptophyta, Magnoliopsida, Proteales, Proteaceae. The record is from RefSeq and is a predicted model, not a curated record. The transcript has a single exon.